Molecule: messenger RNA, 696 nt
Organism: Austrofundulus limnaeus
Lineage: Eukaryota; Metazoa; Chordata; Actinopteri; Cyprinodontiformes; Rivulidae
Product: acetylcholine receptor subunit delta
Biological process (GO): monoatomic ion transmembrane transport
Cellular component (GO): postsynaptic membrane
Molecular function (GO): transmembrane signaling receptor activity; acetylcholine-gated monoatomic cation-selective channel activity
Source: RefSeq, a predicted model, not a curated record
GUUCUUCUUCGUGGGUCAGACAUGGAGAUAMAAGCUCUGGUCUGUGUGUUCCUGCUGGCUCUGCUCAACACCGAGUGUUGGUGCAGGAACGAGGAGGAGCGUCUGAUCAACCACCUGUUCAAAGAAAAAGCCUACAACAGGGAGCUGCGGCCUGUUGAACGGCAGCAGGAUGUUGUUGAAGUUUAUCUGGCCAUGACUCUCUCCAACCUUAUCUCCCUGAAAGAAGUCGAUGAGACGCUGCUAACAAAUGUGUGGCUCGAUCAUACAUGGACUGACUACAGGCUGUCAUGGAAUAAGACAGAGUUUGAUGGCAUCGACAYACUUCGUCUACCGCCCAGCAUGGUGUGGCUGCCAGAGAUUGUACUGGAGAACAAUAAUGAUGCCCAGUUCGAGGUGGCCUACUACUCCAAUGUUAUUGUAUAUGAAGACGGUCUCUGCUACUGGUUACCUCCGGCCAUCUUCCGUUCUUCCUGUUCCAUCAACGUCAACUACUUCCCCUUCGACUGGCAGAACUGCACACUCAAAUUCACCUCUUUGACGUACAAUGCCAGAGAGAUCAAGAUGAUGUUGAAGCAAGAAGGAAGCGAAACAGUGGAAUGGAUCAUUAUCGACCCUGAAGGCUUCACGGAGAACGGCGAGUGGGAGAUCAUCCACCGGCCGGCCAAGAAGAACACCUACCGUCACAUUCCCAAGGAG